This is a messenger RNA of Hyaloscypha bicolor E, 939 nucleotides long. RefSeq lists its product as uncharacterized. The transcript has 3 exons. Gene Ontology annotation, biological process: mitochondrial electron transport, NADH to ubiquinone. NCBI's taxonomy places the organism in Eukaryota, Fungi, Ascomycota, Leotiomycetes, Helotiales, Hyaloscyphaceae. The record is from RefSeq and is a predicted model, not a curated record. Bases 19 to 645 code for a protein of 208 amino acids.
AAUUGAACCAGCAACACGAUGCUCUCCACUGCCAGAUCAAGAGCCGUAUGGCAGCUCUCUCGAGUGGCACAGGUCUCUGCGAGACGAGCCUAUGCAUUCUCUGCAAACGAUAAGCAGGAGAUCAACAAUCCAACCCCCCCGGAGGAUGUCCCGAACGUCUCGAAGUCGAAUGAGCUUCCAAUUGAGACACCACACCGAGAUGCACGUAUUCAAGAGAGUAUAGAGGAUGCCGAGAAGCUUAGAGUCCAGCAAGCGCCGAAUAGAACAGGAGUUUGGUCGCGAAGUCAGAAUCCGAGGGCGCAGGCCAUGACGGGACCGAGGUUCGAGCAGACGAUCAUGGAAUUUCAGCCAGCUCCGCAAGCAGCUAUCUCUUUGAUUCACAAGCAGCCGGUACGAUGGACACACGAGAGAGUUGUAGAAUGUGAUGGAGGUGGUGGACCAUUGGGUCAUCCCAGAAUCUUUAUCAAUACCGACAAGCCUCAGAUUUGCAUGUGCACAUAUUGCGGUCUGCCAUUUGCCAACGAGCAUCACCGAAAGCACCUCGAGUCCUUGCCCGAAACUGCGUAUCCCUUGGUUGCACAAGGAGAUGCUGCAGAAAUACCGGAAUCACAGCGAAUUACAGACGAAGCUCUGGGGCAAAGAUAAGAACGUGUAUUAGAAGGAGUUGAAGGCGUGAUAUUGUACAUAUGGAGCAAUAAGAUCCAAAUACUAAAAUGCCUCCUCGGUUUUGAUCAAGACGUCAUUGUUUUCUUACUGAUAUAGCCAUUUGGUGAAGAAGACCAUUACAGCUUAUGUUCUUUGAGGAUGCAAUAGUAUUUGGUUGACAGACCAAAAUAAAAGGUCAAAAUUUUCGACUGUAGUCGGAACAUCUCGUACUUGUUGGUGGUCCGUAGACUGAUUCACAGGACCAAAUCGCUCUGUUGGAAAUUUAUGAAAAGC